AUGAACGCCGCACGCCAAGCAAGCAAGAUGUCCACCAUCAACAUCAAAGUCAUAUCAGACCCCGUCUGCCCCUUUUGCUAUCUCGGCAAAGCCCGUCUGAACAGGGCGAUAGACCUCUACAAAAAGACGUACCCCGGCGGCAAGGACGACACCUUCAACGUAACCUGGCAAGCCUACUACCUCGACCCGACGGCGCCCCGCAAGGGCGUUCCCGUCAACGAGCGCAUGGCGGCGCGCUUCGGCGCCGACAGGCUGGAGAUGAUGCACGCGCGCAUGAAGAAGCUGGGCGCGGCCGAAGGCUUCAAUUUUACGUUCGGGGGCAAGAUCGGGCACACGCGGGACGCGCACCGGACGAUCCAGCUGGCGAAAACCAAGGGUCCCGAGGUGGAGAACGCGGUGGUGGACUCGAUUAUGAAGAGUUACUUUGAGGAGGACGGGGACGUGACGAGCUGGGAUAUGAUUGUGGACGCGGCGGUGCGGGGUGGGCUUGAGAGGGGGGAGGUGAGGCGGUGGCUGGAGGAGGGUAAGGGAGGGGAGGAGGUUGAUCGGCAGGUGGAGGAGGCGUAUCGGAUGGGGGUGAGGGGGGUGCCGCAUUUUGUGAUUGAGGAUAAGUAUGAGGUUGGGGGCGCGCAGGAGGUGGGUGAGUUUUUGGGACAGAUUGUUGCGGCGAGGGAGAGGGGUGGGAGGGCAGCGGGGGCACGGGACGGGCUUUCGUGUUGA
Colletotrichum paranaense is the source of this 720-nucleotide messenger RNA. Its product is annotated as DSBA-like thioredoxin domain-containing protein. The coding region runs from base 1 to 720 and encodes 239 amino acids. The record is from RefSeq and is a predicted model, not a curated record. NCBI's taxonomy places the organism in Eukaryota, Fungi, Ascomycota, Sordariomycetes, Glomerellales, Glomerellaceae. The transcript is spliced from 2 exons. Gene Ontology annotation, molecular function: oxidoreductase activity.